Dovyalis caffra is the source of this 549-nucleotide messenger RNA. The record is from the annotation of a GenBank genome assembly. NCBI's taxonomy places the organism in Eukaryota, Viridiplantae, Streptophyta, Magnoliopsida, Malpighiales, Salicaceae.
AUGGCAACAGUUAAUGGGUAUCAAGGGAAUACUCCGGUGGCUGCUCCAGCAGGGACUACUCCGUCUAAGCAGACUGUCCCAGCGGCAAGGACUGUUGAUACACAAUCCGUGCUUAAACGGUUGCAAUCUGAACUGAUGGCAUUGAUGAUGAGUGGAGAAUCUGGGAUAUCUGCCUUCCCUGAAGGGGACAACAUAUUUUGCUGGAAAGGAACAAUCGCAGGCAGCAAAGACACAGUGUUUGAAGGAACAGAAUACAAGCUAUCCCUUUCUUUCCCAAAUGACUAUCCUUUCAAGCCUCCAAAAGUAAAGUUUGAAACCAGCUGCUUCCAUCCCAAUGUGGAUGUCUAUGGCAACAUUUGCUUGGACAUUCUUCAGGAUAAAUGGUCAUCUGCCUAUGAUGUGAGGACAAUAUUGAUAUCCAUCCAAAGUCUGCUUGGAGAGCCAAACAUAAGCUCACCUCUAAACACUCAAGCAGCACAACUUUGGAGCAACCAAGAAGAAUAUAGGAAAAUGGUGGAGAAGUUGUACAAGCCUCCAAGCGCUGCUUAG